UUGAAUUUCAGUCUGCAAAAGUAUCUACAGUGUGUCGGUUGAGUUAAUCGAAAUUCGCGGCGAUUGUUUUUCCUUUACCGUAGUGGUGCUGUAGAAGAGCAUUAUAAUAACAAUAAUAAAGCCGAUGACGCGCGGUAAAAGCGGAUAGCAACAUUUCGUAAUAAAAAUUCUAAGUUUUCUUAUCGUCAGUGCAUUCUCAAGUGAGCGGCGCAGAGUAGUAAAGCAGCAAAGUGUGUGAUUGUGAAAUGCAAAUGAAAUGAACUCUUUUUCGUUGUCGCCAUCGAUCGAAUUGGAUCUGAAGUGUGCCACUUUGUGACUAUUUUAGAGCUGUCCACAUUCAAACACCGUACGGCGGGGGGAAAGUAAGGGAAAGAGUGUAGAAGCGAGAGCUUUACUUGCACACUGCUACAUAUGUACAUACACGACAUAAGCGCAUACAACUUCAAAUAAAAAACUGAUGCUCCUUCAUUCAAGUCUUUUUCCCCAAAAAUCUUCUUGCAAGAAAAAUGCACAUUUGUGGAAAUCAUUGAGUACUUAAAGAAUUCUCCAAAAUACAAGUGGCAACUGAGUGCUGCUGAGUGUGUGUUGAAAGUGUGGAAAAGCAAACAACAAACAGCAACAGCCGGAAAAAACAUACUCAAUUUGUUGCUGUUAUUCUUUCUUAAAGGGCAUUGUGAAAACAAUCAAAUUUGCUUUAAAGAAAAAUAUUUGAAGAUUAACGAAAAAAUAAAUACAAGAAAAAAAGAAAAAAAUUAAUUCGACGACAUUCACCAGCAGUUUUGGUAAAACUACAAUAACAACAACAAAAUUCGUGGCAACAAGUUGUACACGUUUGGCACGAUGGAGGGCGGCUAUGUGAACGAAGUACCACAAAUUACAACUGUAUGUGGCCAACUUAAAACCAAAAACGGACAAAAAUAUGUAUUCAACGGUCCUCCAUCCGGUAUCUAUGUGACCCGAACAUGUGUGUUCUUCACUGCGCUAUUGGCGCUUGUGGCGCUCAUCUUCACCAUACUCAUAACAUAUUUCUUAACAGCGAACUCCGCGACGACGCCAAGCUGCUUAAAUGGCAACUCCAACAAGAAUGCUCCUCCAUUGGCUUUAUCAUCCAAUAUGAACAACCCACAGUACAAUUCGACACCAGUAGGUGUAGCCAGUAUGUUUGGAAUGGCGCCACCCACAUCGAGUCCCACAACAAGGUAUGACACCUUGGCGCCAAUAGCACCCAUCGGUGACAUUAACGUACCGCCAGAUCACGAUAUUUUGGGAACGGAUAAGAGUAAAGUUAUUGAUCGGAAAUUACAACUGCACGAUGGUUGGAGACCGUUGCACUAUAACAUUGUCAUUGAGCCAAAUAUAGUCACCGCCUCCAGUAACGGCAGUAUUGCCAUUGAAGUUCAACGCGAUGCCAAUAUCCCCGUUUUGCUGCCGAUCAUCCUCGAUGUGCAUAAUAUUUCCAUUUCGAAUGUGCGUGUCAUACGCUCGCCCUACAAUGCCUCAGCGGCGGCCGAAGAAAUCGAAUUGGAUUUCGAUGGAAAGUAUGGUGAGAGCAAUUCAACAUUUGUGGUGGCUAUCAAUAAGGGUAUUGAGGAUGAGCAUGAGGUUAAAUUGAUUGUCAGCAUGGAUUUCGUGAGUCAGAUAACGGAUACGUUGCAAGGUGUGUACAGGACCAGCUAUACGAAUUUGGAAAGCAAUAAAAUUGAAUGGAUGGUCAGCACGCAAUUUUCACCAGUCGAUGCACGUCGCGCCUUCCCCUGUUUUGACCGUCCCGAUAUGAAGGCCAACUUCACCAUCAGUAUUAUACGCGAUAAUAAAUUGCGCAUGGCUUUGUCCAAUAUGCCGCUGCAACGCAGUUCUGUCCAUCGUCCUGGUUUCACACGCGACGAUUUCCAAACAUCACCGAAAAUGCCCAUUUACAGUUUUGCAUUUGUCGUUUCGAAUUUGGUCAAAUCUCAUUACUCUGACUUGGAUGCGAACAUGAUACCGCGCGUUGAAAUUUGGACACGUCCCGAAAAUACUGAGAUGACCAAUUACGCCUAUUCAAUGUUGCGAAAAUUCUUGCCCUACUUCGAGGAGUAUUUUGGCGUUAAAAAUCGUUUGGCGAAAAUUGAUAUGGUCUCGAUACCAGAUUUUGGUUUUAGUGCUAUGGAAAAUUGGGGUUUAAUCACAUUUAGAGAUUCGGCCCUCCUUGUACCUGAAGAUCUCGAUAGAGCUUCCUCAUCCGAGCAUAUGGAGCACGUUGCACAAAUUGUCGCACACGAAUUGGCACAUCAAUGGUUUGGCAAUUUAGUCACGCCGAAAUGGUGGGAUGAUUUAUGGCUGAAGGAGGGUUUCGCCAGCUACAUGAGUUACUUGGCAUUGAAUUCGAUACGCCCCGAAUUCCAACUAAUGGACACUUAUACCAUUAACGAAUUCGGUGAUGCCAUGCAACAUGAUGCUGAUAAUAGCUCACACUCCAUUACAUUCGAUGUAAAAUCAACAAAUGAUAUUAAUCGCAUUUUCGAUCCCAUUACCUACUCGAAGGGUAAUAUACUGCUACGCAUGUUGAGCUCGUUUGUGGGAGAUGAAGCAUUCCGCGCGGCGAUACAAGAUCUACUGAAAACGUACGCUUACGCUAAUGCCGAUCGCGAUGAGUUGUGGGAAUUUAUGACACGUUAUGGUCAUGAGCACAAGACAUUGCCUGAUGAUUUGCAUGUGAAAACAGUUAUGGACUCAUGGAUAACGAAACCGGGUUAUCCAGUGAUUACAGUAGAACGUCGUGAAGCUGAUUUGGUGCUGACACAGGAACGUUAUAUGUUGCCGUCGAAGAAUAUGUCCGAUGAUAGUCGUUGGGUUGUGCCGAUUACCUUUGAAACGGAUGAGUUGCACAAAGGUGAUAAUAUACCAACACAUUGGAUGUUGGAGAAUGAUCGACAGAUUGUGAUCAAUGAAGCGUUUACAGCUGAAAACAAUACGGAUAAUGUAGUUUAUGUGAAUUUGAAUCGUCAGGGUUACUAUCGCGUUAAUUAUGAUAUGCCCUCUUGGUUGGCGUUAAAGAAAAAAUUCACCACUCUGCCACGUAUAACACGGGCACAACUUUUGGACGACGCUCUACAUCUAGCGCAAGCUGAAUAUUUAACCUACGAUAUACCACUCACCUUCCUAAUGGAGAUCUUCACAGCCACUGAUGAUGAGCUGCUGUGGCGUUCCGCCCAACCCGGUCUUAAUUAUCUCAUAUUCAUGUUGCAUCGUGAACCGGCAUAUGAAACGUUUAGGGCAUUUAUGAAAUUCAUCGUACGUCCCGCAUUCGAUCGUUAUGGCCUAAACGAACCGGACAAUGAGUCGCACAUACAAUUACAACAUCGUGCCAAUAUCGCACGCCUCGCAUGCAAAUUCAAUUACGAUCGUUGCACGAUGCCAGCGCACCGGAAGUAUCGCGAGUGGAUGAGCGAUGCCAAGCAGAAUCCCAUUAAACCGAAUUUGAAAUCGAUCAUUUACUGCACGGCGUUGGCUGAGGGUUCUUUCCAAGAAUGGUACUUUGCCUAUAAACAAUACAAACGCACUACGAGCGCAUCCGAGAAGGAGCAAAUACUCACUUCAUUGGGCUGCACUACCAAGCCAUGGUUGCUCUCCAAAUAUCUAAAUAUGACUAUUAAUCCAACAUCGGGCAUUUUGAAACAGGAUGGUGAACGUGCUUUCCGCGCUGUUGCAGAGAACCCAAUUGGCUAUGAAAUCGCUUUCGACUUCUUGCAGUCGAAUAUCAAAGAAAUCGCAGAAUACUUCGGCGACGGCUUCUCCACGCUCUCCCAGAUGAUUAAAUCGAUAACAACAUACAUGAACAAGGAAUACCACAAGGAACAGCUGCAGCAGUUCGCCGAUCGUGCACACAAACUAGGACUGACCGCGGUCGAGGAGGCCAUCGGCCUGGCCAUGGAACAAGUUAAUAACAAUAUUUAUUGGCGUGAGCAUUCGUACUAUCAAUUGAAAGGUUUUCUGGAAGCGAUAGUUAGCGAAUUUCGUAUUGAGCCGAAUUUAAUAAUUUAAUCAUUUUCACAACAACAUAAAUUACAUUUCAAAUAAUGGAUAGAGAGGAAAGAAAUAACGAAUGGAGGAAAGUGAAUGAAAAAUGGAGGAUGCAAAAUUAUUUUUGAAAAAUACAUAUGUACAUUUUAGAGUCGCGUAGCUAAAAAAAACCGCGAACUACCAGAAUUUUAUUUGAAUAAUAAAAUUUCUAGGAAAGAAUUUGAAAAUUUACAACACGAAAUUAAUUCUACUGCACAUAUUUCGGUUUCGAUUUUUUUUUUAAUUAAUGCGUUCUUCUGCACUGUAAUAUAAUGUGGUAAACUUUAUCUGAAAGUGCUUAGUAUUUGUAAUAAAUAAGUUAAAAUUAAGUGUGUGAAGUGCACAGGAACUCUGCAGACAUGCAUAUGUAUGUACAUUUAUUUUGUGAGCCGAAAAACAAAUUUACCUUGAAAAAUUUGUAUGGACUCACAUAGAACAUGCACCUACACACUUACUUACAUAUAUAUAAUAUAUGCAUACAUAUAUAAGCAAGCGAUGAAAAAAUAUAUUUUGUAUAAGUUGUUAUUUUGCAAGCAAAGUGAUAUAUUUGUAUAAGUGAACGAACUAUUUUUGUCUCAGCUAAAGUAACUUUUAACUACCAAAUAGGCUUAAAGUGAAAAACGGAUUUCAUUUGGCGUUGAAGCAACGAGUUUUUUUUUUCAAUUCUAAGUUUUUAAUUUUUUUUAUUGGUUUUGAGAUUUUUUUAUUAUUAUUUUUGCCUUGUAAGAUCAUAAUUUUAGUAU
Ceratitis capitata (Mediterranean fruit fly) is the source of this 4784-nucleotide messenger RNA. RefSeq lists its product as hypothetical. The coding region runs from base 841 to 4023 and encodes 1060 amino acids. The record is from RefSeq and is a predicted model, not a curated record. The transcript has 13 exons. NCBI's taxonomy places the organism in Eukaryota, Metazoa, Arthropoda, Insecta, Diptera, Tephritidae. Gene Ontology annotation, biological process: peptide catabolic process; proteolysis. Gene Ontology annotation, cellular component: cytoplasm. Gene Ontology annotation, molecular function: metalloaminopeptidase activity; peptide binding; zinc ion binding.